AGUAGUAAAUCAAUAUUUCAACCAAAAUAUAGGAGCAAAGGAGUAUUUUUCAGACUUGCUAAAAACAGUGAGAUGGACUCUUGUUCUUGGGGCCUGGGGGUUGUGAUGGGCCUUUUUUCUGUUUGGGCCUUCUCUCCCACGUGGAUAUGGUGUGGAGGGCCCAAAAAAAGCAAGAAUCUUGAAUGGGAAUUUUGGAUCUGGAGUGAGGGUACUCCCGUAAUUUACUUCUCUUCUACGGGAUAGAGUUGAGUCGAAUCGAGCAAAGGYCCCAACUGGAAGCUCCAAUUUCCAAGUAAAAGAAAAACUUUUUCCUUCCUGUUUUCUGUUGCAUGAUUCAUGAACGCACCCCAAAGCGUUCUCUUUGCCAUCUUGAAACUCAAAUUGCUGCUCCAUUUUCCAUUUGCUGCAUCUUUUCUUUAUGUUCAAGCAGUAAUUCUAAUUGGGUCUGCGGAUAAAUGGCGGGUGAUGAAACCAGAUCGGUUUUCGAUUGGGAAAACUUCCCGUCCUCGAAUUCCUCUGUGUCUCCUUCCGCAUCUCGACUGCGGAAAAUCGAAUUGAAAGAAUGGUCAAUGGUGGUGAUCACCGAUUCUCGUCCGAAUAAUGAUUUCUCCGUCUUCCCACCUUCAAAUCACGAGAAUCUGCACUGCCCAUCGAAUGAAGAAGACGAACGAGGAAGCCCAGUUUCGUUUCAAUCGAGUUCGCCAUCAACGUCGUUUAGGUCGUCCCAGUCAUCGUCAUCGUUCUCAUCUUUCUCAUUUUCUGAUGACGAGACUUCACACUCACAUUCACCGAAGCCAUCUGAUUGUCAAAUUCGAAAAUCCAUGGCGGCCUCUAGGUGGAUGGUAUAUGGGGUUCAGAUUCUGCGCGCGAGGAUUACUGCAAUGGCUUCCACAAUUUGGUCCAAUACCGCGCGUAGAACGGCUUUUUGGGUGUUUUCCCCUGCCGGAAGGAUUGCGUUAGUCGUGACUCUCUGGUGGCUGUACAAGAGGGCUCGUCAGCGGCGUCUGCGUCAAAGUUCCGAGCAAUUAAGGAUGAUAAUCAAGGAGAAAGACAAGAAAAUCAGUCAACUACUGCAACAAGUUGCACAAUUGAAUGGAUUGCUGUUAGCCCAACAGAAAGUUCUGCCUUCAAAUUAGAAAAUCCAUCAAGGUGGGGGGAGUGUUUAACUUGUAUAUCAGAGAAGAGGCCGCAUCAGGAGUUGCAGCUAUUUUGAACGCCUUGUGUUUAGGCUCGAAUUCUUGUUCACAUUCACUAUAAUUCCAUUAGCACAAAAUUUUACUGAGAAAGAAGCUCCUGCUUUGAGCUUCAGUGCUAGACCUUUGAAGCACAGACCAAGAAUAUCAGGAUGACACCAUGUCCACCCCGAACGACAUGAAUGGUUGGUGCUGCACAAAAACAGAUUAUCAUUUCAGAGCUGGAAUAUAUACAGAUGACUUAUAUUGAUUUCUUUGUAUUUGUUGGUGUCUAUAGAAUUGUAUGCCAUUCCUAGUUACCUGGUUUACUUUAAUUGGCAUGUUUUGCUUAUGCUCCACC
Molecule: messenger RNA, 1533 nt
Organism: Momordica charantia (bitter melon)
Lineage: Eukaryota; Viridiplantae; Streptophyta; Magnoliopsida; Cucurbitales; Cucurbitaceae
Source: RefSeq, a predicted model, not a curated record